AUGAAUUGCACUUAUCAUAUUCAAAAUCCCGCCAUUUUGAUAUGUAUGGUUCCUCACAAGUGCGAAUGCUAAAGGAAACUUUGUGUAGAAUGCCUUGAUGAACAUAAUGUAGAUGCUAGACAUACAUUAACCCUCAAAAAAUUUUAAGAAAUGGCUCUGAAAAACUUAAAAGACUCCAAACUUGAUGAAACAUCUGAGUUUACCAGAUAGAGAAAAGAUUUUAAAUCCUUGCUUUCUCAAACCGAAUAAAUGUUGAAGAAAAUUUGGGAGGAGUUUUCACAAUCAAUCAAGUAAGUAUAUGAUUGGAUUGAAAUGGAAAACUAAACAUUCAUUCGUCCCAUAAACUUAAAUGUUAAUCUAGCAGAAUCUUCUUACACUGACUUAGAAAAAUUAGUAUAUAUUGUUCAAGGAACAAUUUUAAAUAAAUGGAAUGCCGACAAAAAUUUUUAGAUGGAGUUAAAAAAGACAAACUAUUGGGGGGACAAUCCCAUUAAGACUUUUAUCGAAAAGUCGAAAGAAGGAAUCCAAUUGCUCUCUAGGAUUUAACCAGGUUAUGAAUAGAAAGAGGAUUUGUAUGAUAUUCUCAAUUAAACAAAAGAUAUGGAUACAUCAAUAUUUAGCUUAAUUACUAAAAUGCUUGAUAAAUAAAAAAUUUCUGAUAGUUUAGAAGUUUUAUCUAAAAAUGAUAAUCAGGAGCUUUACUAUAAAUAUAUCAAAACAGAAAAGAACUAAUAUUAGGUGAAUAGGAAAAUUAAGUGUUUUAAGUAUUUGAUGUAUAAUAUUUAUCAACAUGACUUUAACAUCUCACUGUAUUUGAUAAUAAAUUUAUAUAAUGUGGAUCGAAUGCACUUUAAUUAUUGGUAAAAUGAAAACUGA
Molecule: messenger RNA, 876 nt
Organism: Paramecium pentaurelia
Lineage: Eukaryota; Ciliophora; Oligohymenophorea; Peniculida; Parameciidae
Source: the annotation of a GenBank genome assembly